Cygnus atratus (black swan) is the source of this 765-nucleotide messenger RNA. RefSeq names its product fibrinogen-like protein 1-like protein. The transcript is spliced from 3 exons. Bases 1 to 765 code for a protein of 254 amino acids. The record is from RefSeq and is a predicted model, not a curated record. NCBI's taxonomy places the organism in Eukaryota, Metazoa, Chordata, Aves, Anseriformes, Anatidae.
AUGGUAUUGCAGUGCCUUCUACCUCUUGCUUGUGUUCUGGUCUUGGCUGCCCCAGGUCUCUCCAUGCCUAUACAAACCCUAAACAUCUUCAAGAUGACUCUCUCCAACACUUCGGCAAGUGCUCUGAAGAAAACCAGUUGGCCCAAAGACUGCAGCGAGCUUGUCUCUGGCAGCCCCAGUGGCAUCUACAUAAUCCAGCCCACAGGCCUCCACCCCAUCAUGGUGUACUGUGAAAUGAAUGUGACAAAUGGGGGCUGGACGGUCAUCCAGAGGAACCAGAAAGACACAGCUGUCACCUGGGCUGAGUCCUGGAGCACCUAUAAAUACGGCUUUGGGAACGUGCGCAGUGAGUACUGGCUGGGCACCGAGUACAUCCAUCAGAUCACCAAGCAGAAGGUCUACCAGGUCAGAUUUGUCAUCUGGGAUGCCUCAAACAACAUCAGAUUUGCAGACUACAACCUCUUCAGUCUGGAUGAUGAGUCCCAUGGCUACCGGCUGAGGCUGGGCUCCUACACAGGGACAGCAGGGGAUGCCAUGGACUCAGACAAUCCCAGUAAUGUGCACAACAACAUGAAAUUCUCCACAAAAGACAUGGAUCAAGACACUUCAAGAAAGAACUGUGCAUCCCACUCUGGGGGUGGGUGGUGGUACUCGGCAUGUUAUUCUGUACGGCUGAAUUUCAAGGGUGGCAUGACAUGGGGUAGCCUGUGUAAAGGGGACUGCAAAUCUUCCCUUAUCCUCAUCAAACCAGCUCCUUACCACUAG